UCUGAAAAAAUAAUUCAUAUUUUGCAAUAUUACAGUAAUAUGGGGGAUCCACAGAUGACAAGUGAGUUAAUUAAAACCAGAGACGUUAUUUUGGAAGUGAUUGAAGACCUGUGUCAAAAGGAAAACCUCCAAGCAUCGUUUUCUCAAUGUGGAAGAGCGUUUUUUAUUGUUGGUGCAGGUGCUUUUAUUGGUGGCCUAGUCGCAGGCCCUAUUGGUAUCUUUUUAGGUGGAACUGCAACAGCUGCAACAGAGACUUUUAUUUCUUGGGGUAAAUUUAAACCAGUUGUUACCAUCAUCAAGGAAGAUUUGAGUCCAGAACUAAAGGAUAAAUUGAUAACUGAAGUUAGAGACCAUUUAAAUACAAUAUGUGCUACAGAUACGAUUACCAUCUUAGCGAUUUUAUCAAACCAAGAUUCUUUGAAGACUAUGGUUCUUAACACAAUAGUCAACUUUUUGAAAACUGAAAUGAAACUGAGGAUCAAUAGUGCAUAAUUGAUAUUUUAUA
Aethina tumida (small hive beetle) is the source of this 505-nucleotide messenger RNA. RefSeq names its product protein C19orf12 homolog. The transcript has 3 exons. Bases 40 to 492 code for a protein of 150 amino acids. Lineage: Eukaryota; Metazoa; Arthropoda; Insecta; Coleoptera; Nitidulidae. The record is from RefSeq and is a predicted model, not a curated record.